UGGCUCUCUGGCUGAAUCAGUUCGGCACGACAGUUUGAAAACACAACGGAGCAUCGGAGGACGGAGGACAACGACCGCUGGAUUGGGGGACAUUGACUUUUAUCGUCCAGAAGAAAGAGAAAAUGCAAGCGGAUAUGUUCUCGAGGUUGUAUCAGGGCAGAAAGGAGGCUCCGUGAUGGAGCACGGCGCUGUUCUUGUUCCUCUAUUGUCCCGUUAUGAUCCUUUGUCAUAGCCGCUGUAGGGCUGCAUUCCCCCCCCUAACGUUAUAAACGAGUUCAGGGGCGGAAACGGUGACAUGAACUGAGACAGCAUGCGUGGGUUCUUCUCUCUCGUGCAGCGUCAAGAUGGAAGAUCUUUACAGCUUUCCUUCUACAGGAUGAUGGAGAAUCUAAUUGCGCAGUGCAGCACGCGCUACAUCUGCACUGGGUUUUUGGAUGGUCAGUGUGAUCAUGAUCACGAUCUUGAAAGCUUUUGCAUGACUGCCUUUUCUCACUGCCAGCAUUAGAUCUGCUCCAGCAUCGUUCCACAAUCCCAUCCGUAAAGCUGCUGUUCUUUUCUCCAUCGUCACUGACUCGAGGUGGACAGAGUGGUGCGAAGCCACUCUCAUUCUUCAUCCACUCCAGAUGAGAGGCAAACAGUAUCAGCAGAUCAAACCUGGAGGACCUCGAGAGACCGACACUGACUAUGGAAGGAAACUCAGAACCUAUCAAAACCCUGUGAAAAUUAUCGACCAGCCUGGCAUCGUGAUGAAGGUGCUGAGGAGAAAACGGAUUAUUUUAUUCGUGGCCUAUUUCCUCCUGCUGGUUCUGACCAUGCUGAAUUUGGCCAACUACAGAUGGAGCAAAGAGCCUCAGCAGUGCAGCCACCAGGUGAGGAGCACCACGUACCAGGGGCGCUCCGACAUCCGCUACCUUUACAGACCCGCUCUGGUUAAGAAAAGGCAACUUGUUUACGUUUUAACCACGUGGCGCUCGGGCUCCAGCUUUUUCGGUGAGCUUUUCAACCAGAACCCUGACGUGUUCUUCCUGUAUGAACCCAUGUGGCACAUCUGGCAGAAGCUGUACCCGGGUGAUGCCGUGUCUCUGCAGGGUGCGGCGAGGGACAUGCUAAGCUCGCUGUAUCGCUGCGACCUCUCGGUGUUCCAGCUGUACAACAGCCCUGGGGGCAAAAACAUUACCUCGCUCGGCCUGUUCGGUGCCACGCUCAACAAAGUGAUCUGCUCAUACCCGUUGUGCUCCGCUUACAGGAAGGACUUGGUGGGCAUGGUGGAUGACAAGGUUUGUAAGAAAUGUCCGCCGCAGAGCCUGCGUCUGCUGGAGGACGAGUGUCUGAAGUACAACACCAUUGUCAUUAAAGGGGUGCGCAUUCUGGAUGUCAACCUUCUGGCUCCUCUGAUGGAAGACCCCUCUCUGGAGCUAAAAGUCAUUCACUUGGUGAGGGACCCGCGGGCCGUGGCCAACUCCAGGAUCAAAUCCAGACACGGGCUCAUCCGAGAGAACCUGCAGGUGGUCAGGAGCCGGGAUCCCAAACUCCGCCGGCUGCCACUCGCUGACGCUGCUCAUAAAUCCAACAAAAAGGACGGAGCCGACUACCACUCUAUAGGAGCCAUGGAGGUGAUAUGUGAUAGGACCCACAGGACCUUGAGGACGGCAUUGAAUCCUCCCAGCUGGCUCAAGGGGAAGUACAUGGCCGUGCGAUACGAGGACCUGGUGGAAAAUCCGGUGAAGGUCUUACGCCAAGUUUACCGUUUCGCUAACCUCAGCGCUAAUCAUGACGUGGAGUCUUUUGCACUCAACAUGACUAAUGGAACUAACUCGUCCUCCAAGCCGUUCAUCGUAUCAUCCAGGAAUGCCACGCUGGCGGCGAGCGCUUGGAGGACUCUCCUAAGCAUUCAGCAGAUCAAACAAGUGGAGGAUUACUGCCACCAGUCCAUGGCUGUUCUGGGCUACGAGCGCGUAAGAACAGCCGCAGAGGCUAAAGACUUGAGCAAAUCCUUACUGACUGCAUCCAAACUGUGAUGCUCACCAAACUUCUCACCAAAGUCCUACAAAAAAAAUGAAUGAUUUUCAGUUGUAGUUUGGUAAAUGUGGAGCUUUAUUUUAUUCCAGUGUUUCAUUGGGGAGUUUGACAUGCCUCAUAGGAAUGUACUGUUUUCAUUUUUUGUUUUGUUUUUAUUAUUAUUAUUUUUUUAGUUGUUAAAAUUUUAAGCUGCCAUGGCUUUUCUAAGUGGAUUGAUGACGUAUGUGUACCAUGUAAACUGCACCAUGACUUGAAUAUGAGAUGAGCCUUGAUGUUAUGCGAAUCACGUGUCUUGCGUCGACAAUGCUUUAGGGUUGGUGUUGGUGUUUUUUUUUGUUUUUUUUGGAGACUCAUCAGAUUCGUUUAAGUUUGUUUGCUUACAAAAAAAAAAAAAAAAGAACAACCCGGUCGAAAUUUCUCUUUCUUUAAAGCAGGUAAUGCUGUUUAGUUAGUGCAGGAUGCUCUCAGAGACAAUCAUUAAAGUGCUCUGUAAUGCUUUCUUUCUCUCUCGUUUCUGCUCUUUUGGCCUGCGUAUCCAUAUCAGGAACUGGCUGGGCUAGUCCAAACUUCCUGUUGUUUUCAUGCUGCUUCAUUAGUGCUUCAUGGAAGUAGUAUUUCUCUAGGAGUUAAUGUUCACGAUUAUAAGAACAAAAAAAAAGUGAUUGUAAGUUAUCAUUCAAACUAUUCAGUAUUUUCAACACUUGAACUGUGAGUUUUAGAGUAGAUAGCAUCUUAUAUAAAAUAACAAACUCUGUUCUCUUUCCCACUAAUUUAUUAGCUUUCAAUUCUCCUUUUCUUGGAAGCCCAUUUAGUGAAGGUUUUUUUUAAACAUAUUUCAUCACAGACUCAUGUAAUCCUAAGUAGUGGUUUGGCAAUGAGCACAGACUCUCUUUCUUUUCUUCUUUUUUUUCUUUUCGUUGUUGUUUUUCAGUUUUCGGUUUUAACGGUUUUGUGCAUCAUGUGAAGAAUGUGACUGUGUGCCUUCUGAGAUAUCAGAAAUAAAUAGCCAGGCUUGUUUUAGAGCACUAAAGAA
Messenger RNA from Silurus meridionalis, 3052 nucleotides. It is a transcript of the gene chst2b, whose product is annotated as carbohydrate (N-acetylglucosamine-6-O) sulfotransferase 2b. NCBI's taxonomy places the organism in Eukaryota, Metazoa, Chordata, Actinopteri, Siluriformes, Siluridae. Gene Ontology annotation, molecular function: N-acetylglucosamine 6-O-sulfotransferase activity. The coding region runs from base 624 to 2018 and encodes 464 amino acids. The transcript has a single exon. Gene Ontology annotation, cellular component: Golgi membrane. The record is from RefSeq and is a predicted model, not a curated record. Gene Ontology annotation, biological process: N-acetylglucosamine metabolic process; carbohydrate metabolic process; sulfur compound metabolic process.